Messenger RNA from Komagataella phaffii GS115, 1626 nucleotides. Its product is annotated as Choline/ethanolamine transporter. Gene Ontology annotation, biological process: transmembrane transport. Gene Ontology annotation, cellular component: membrane. NCBI's taxonomy places the organism in Eukaryota, Fungi, Ascomycota, Pichiomycetes, Pichiales, Pichiaceae. The record is from RefSeq and is a predicted model, not a curated record. Gene Ontology annotation, molecular function: transmembrane transporter activity. Bases 1 to 1626 code for a protein of 541 amino acids. The transcript has a single exon.
AUGUCAAGUAGCGUGGAAAAAUCCGAUGUAAACGAUGUUUCCCUAACAAGAAGAUUCACCAAAGAUUCAACUCUUGAUAAGGAUGACUUAAUUCUGGCUCAAUUGGGUUACGAACCUGAGUUGAAUAGAAACUUUUCUGUUUGGUCUGUCUUAGGUGUUGGCUUCGGUUUGACCAACUCCUGGUUUGGUAUCUCCGCUUCUUUGGUCACUGGUAUCUCUUCCGGUGGUCCAAUGAUGAUUGUUUAUGGUAUCAUGAUUAUUGCAGCAGUAUCCACCUGUAUUGGUAUCACCUUAUCUGAACUGGCUUCUGCUUAUCCUUCUUCAGGAGGUCAAUACGUUUGGGCUAAGGUAUUAGCUCCUAAAUACCCAGUAUUGGCUUUCCUGUGCGGUUCAUUCUCAUAUGCUGGUUCCAUCUUCUCAUCAACUUCAACUACUGUGGCUACUGUUCAGAUUGCAGUUGCAUUUUACGAACUGACCCAUGCUGACUAUGAAUUCCACCGCUGGCACGUUUUCGUAGCUUUCCAGAUCUUGAAUUUUUUCAUUUUCUUUUUCAACUGUUAUGCCAAGUUUCUCCCAUCGAUUGCAAAGUCAUCGCUGUACAUUUCUUUGGGAUCUUUUAUCGUCAUCACCAUCACCGUACUUGCUUGCUCCAGUGGACAUUUCCAAAACGCCAAAUUCGUGUUUUCCGAUUUUGACAACCAAACUGGUUGGGAAUCCGCUGGAAUCGCCUUCAUCAUUGGUUUAAUUAACCCAAAUUGGUCCUUCUCGUGUCUGGAUUGUGCUACCCAUAUGGCUGAAGAAGUCGCCCAACCUGAAAGGGUUAUUCCAAUUGCCAUCAUGGGAACUGUUGCCAUUGGAUUUUUUACUUCCUUUGUGUACUGUAUUUCGAUGUUCUUCUCUAUCAGAGAUCUGGAUGCAUUGCUGAACACUGCUACCGGUGCCCCCAUUAUUUCCAUUUACUACCAAGCUCUUCAAAAUCAAGGAGGUGCCAUUUUCCUGGGUUUCUUGUUGUUUUUGACUGCCUGUGGAUGUUUAAUUUCUGGUCACACCUGGCAAAUGCGACUCUGUUGGUCUUUUGCCAGAGACAAUGGUCUUCCAUUUUCUCCAUUCCUUUCAAAGGUCGACAAGAGAAUGGGUAUUCCAUUCAACGCACAUUUGUUUUCCGUCUGUUUAUGUUCCUUGGUCAGUUGCCUUUACUUGGCUUCAGACUUGGCUUAUAACUCUUUGGUAACCGGAUGCAUCACUUUCCUCCUGUUGUCUUAUGCAAUUCCUGUCUCUUGUCUUAUAUACAAUGGAAGAGACAGUAUCACUCAUGGUCCAUUCUGGAUUGGAAAGUUUGGUUAUUUCACCUCCAGUAUGACCGUUGCAUGGGCAUUAUUUGCUCUGGUAUUCUACUCAUUCCCAUUUGUGAAGCCAGUUACUAAGUCCAACAUGAACUACGCGGCUGCAGCUAUUGUUGGUUGGUUGGUUGUUUCUCUGGUCUACUGGUUUAGCUAUGGAAAGAAGAUAUUUAUUAUGAGAAACGAAGACGACGAAGACGCUGUUCUUAAAAAAAUCUUUGCCAAAACCGAGUCACACAGAGAAAAGGACGCCACCAUUCCAGUUGAAGUAACCAAAGAACUCUAG